AUGGUCGGAGUCACAAAUGGCAACAAGCCUAGCAAGGUUCUCAAAGUCGGAGUCAUCGGUCUGGGAGAGCUUGCGCAGGUGUCUCACAUUCUUGUGCUAAACAGUCUGUCCACUCACUUUGAGAUCAGUUACAUCUGCGAUGUUUCUCAGCAAGCCCUUGAUCUCUGCGCGAAAAAAGUCGCUGGCAGUUCACUCAAGACCACGUUAAAUGCUGAAGAUCUGAUUACGUCUUCUGACACGGACGUCGUGGUCAUCUGCAACGUCAACGCAUUUCAUCCUUCACAAGCGAUCCUAGCUCUUCAGCACAAUAAGUACGUUUUCGUGGAGAAGCCUCUAGCACUGAACUACCGCGAUCUUGAUGCCAUCAUCGCUGCGGAGCAAACAUCGGAGGCGAAAGUCUUCGUAGGAUACCAGAGGCGAUAUGCUGAGUCUUUUCUUGAUGCUGUGAAGGAAGCGGGCGGGAUGAAAAAGAUUGACUAUAUUCGGGCCAGAGACAUCAUUGGGCAAAACAGCUCUUUCGUAGAUCAGUCUGGCACAUUUCCCAAGAAACACACCGACUAUCCGAAGCAAGAUACCGCGGAGAUGAAGUCUACCGAAGAAGAGAUGGUCAAAACAGCGCUCAUUGACGAAUUCGGAGUUGAGGCAACGCCAGAGUCAAUGACGAUGUUCAGGUUGUUCACAGGACUCGGUGUUCAUGACUUCUCUGCCUUGCGCGAGAUGGUCGGCAUGCCCUCGCGAGUCGUGGGUGCCUCCCUUGGCCUGCCAAUUUUGAACGUGUUGUUCCAAUACGAAGGCUUUCCCGUCAUGUACGAAUCCGGCAUCAUCGACGUGCCGAGGUUCGAUGCUCACCUCGAGAUCUACUCCCGGGAGAAGAUUGUGCGCGUCGACUACGAUACCCCGUACGUUAAGGGGCUUCCUGUCACUAUGACCAUCAGGGAGAAAAUCGAGACUGCCAAAGGCGAUGGUUACCAAGAGAGAAUAAUUAGGAAGACCUAUGAGGACCCCUUCACUCUCGAGUUCUUAGACUUCUAUAUUUGUGCGACGAAGAAGACUAGCCCGAAAACUUCGGCUGUGGAUGCGCGGGAAGAUUUGGACUUGAUCAAGAUGAUCAUGCAGAAUGUCUAUUAG
Colletotrichum phormii is the source of this 1128-nucleotide messenger RNA. RefSeq names its product oxidoreductase family protein. Gene Ontology annotation, cellular component: cytoplasm. Gene Ontology annotation, biological process: NADPH regeneration. Gene Ontology annotation, molecular function: oxidoreductase activity; nucleotide binding. The record is from RefSeq and is a predicted model, not a curated record. NCBI's taxonomy places the organism in Eukaryota, Fungi, Ascomycota, Sordariomycetes, Glomerellales, Glomerellaceae. The transcript has 4 exons. Bases 1 to 1128 code for a protein of 375 amino acids.